Messenger RNA from Rhagoletis zephyria (snowberry fruit fly), 6228 nucleotides. Its product is annotated as cubilin homolog. The record is from RefSeq and is a predicted model, not a curated record. NCBI's taxonomy places the organism in Eukaryota, Metazoa, Arthropoda, Insecta, Diptera, Tephritidae. Gene Ontology annotation, molecular function: calcium ion binding.
AUAAAAUACAUGGAAAACUUCCUGGGCUUUGAGGCAGUGCUAAAUUUUUUUUUACCAAAAAAAUACGGGUAUUUUUGGACCACCCUAUUGCACACAUAAAUUUUCCAACAAUGGGGGCGUUACAUGUUGACUGAUAAAAAAAAACGCCCUGAAUUUAUUUUAUAACCUACGCGGACAUCUUUCCCGCCAGUGCAGCUCCAGCAGUGCGCGCAGAAACAAGAAUCACCUUAAACUGCCGCGAUUAAAGUGAAAAAUAUUAAAAGUGCUUAAAUGCAGGAUAUUCCUGUGUAUUGAGAGACAAUGCCGCCCAACAGGAUAUCAACAUCCUGCCGCACCUCACUGCUACUACAAAUAAUAUUAUUAAUUAUUUAUUUGGAAGAUCCAGCCGAUGGAUUCGUUAGUUCCCCCAAAAUUAUAACCAAAGAUGGCAAUCUUAUAGUGGAAUCUGGACUUAAUCGCAAUAUCACAUUUCGCUUGGAUGGCACUUCGCGCAUUAAUAUCAAUGACGAAUAUGAUUUGUUGGAUUUACUGAUGCUGAGCGGCAAAUACAAUCGCUCCUCACCAAUGCACCAGGAUGUCUUUGAAGCGGACAAUUUGGCGCAACUCUCCAAUGAGUUGAAUACACUGCGGACGUAUGUCUUCGGUGCGGACGGCUUGGACAAGCGUUUGUACACAAUGUUGAAUAGAACUCGCUCCAACAAUCAGUCGCUACGUCGUUUUCAAACCCGUUUGCAACGUGUCGAACGAAAAGUGCAGAAUUUGUGGGAUCGCCUCGAAUUGGAUAGUUGUAAGAGUAAUCCUUGCGAGAAUGGUGGUACCUGCAUAAAUAUUUUCAGUGGAUUCAUUUGUAAAUGCCCGAAAAAUUUCGAGGGUGCCACUUGCCAGAACGACGUCAACGAAUGCGCCCUAUACGCCGGCACCGAUUUGGGUUGUCAAAAUGGCGGUCAGUGUGUCAACCAACAUGGCGGCUACAAUUGUAUAUGCAGCGCUGGUUGGUACGGCAUACACUGCACACAACGCAAAGGUGACUGCAUGCAGUCAUCCACUUGGGAGCUUUGCGCGCACGGCACCUGCGUGAAUAGCAAUGACGAUUUUGGCUACAAGUGCAUCUGCGAUGCGGGUUGGAAAACAAAUGGCCUAACACCCGCUUGCACUGUGGACGUGGAUGAAUGCAAUGAAUCACACCCGCCAUGCGCCACGAAAUGCAUAAACUUGCCAGGCUCGUUUACAUGCGCACCGUGCACUGCUGGCUUAACCGGCAAUGGUGUCAAUUGUCGGGAUAUCGAUGAAUGCGCAUUGCAAAAUGGUGGAUGCAGUUUGAGUCCGCGCGUGGUGUGCAUAAAUACCUAUGGCUCAUACCAUUGUGGUGAUUGUCCACUCGGCUGGAUUGGUGACGGGCGUAGCUGUGAGCGACGUGGUGGCACUAUAAAUACGAAUGGAGCCACUGCUACCAGUUGUGCGCUCAAUAAUUACUGUCAUCCGCUGGCCAAAUGUACCGAAGUCUCCAAUACGGCAGUGUGCUCUUGUCCAACUGGAAUGGUCGGUAGUGGCGUGGGCCUAAAUGGCUGCGUACAGGGUACACAACAGAAUUGCGCAACUAUGCCAUGUCAGAAUGGCGGCACUUGCGUCGAUUCAGGCGACACCUUCAUCUGCCUCUGCCCGAUGGGCUAUCGCAGUCCAACGUGUGCACCCGUCGCAAAUCCUUGCACACCGAAUCCCUGUCACAACAAUGGCCGCUGUCGUGCAACUGGUGGCACACAAUUCACAUGCCAAUGUCCGGCUGGUUUCAACGGUCGUCUGUGCGAUAAUCGCUUUAGCCGUUGCGGUGGCAUACUCUCAGGUCUGACUGGACAUCUGAAAUAUCCAGAAGGUUCACUUUAUGAUCACAUGGCACAAUGCGCCUGGGUUAUACGCACUAAUGAGUCUUUGGUGCUGAAUGUCACCUUCAACGCCUUCGAAUUGGAAGAUGCAACUGAAUGCCGCUUCGAUUGGUUGCAAAUUAACGAUGGUCGAAGCGCGGCGGCACAAAUCAUUGGCCGCUUUUGUGGUGUACACAAGCCGAGGGGCGGUAACCUUAUCUCCAGCAGCAGUGAAUUGUAUUUGUGGUUCAGGUCUGAUAAUUCGACAGCAAAGGCGGGUUUCGAAUUGGAGUGGAAUUCUAUACCACCGCAAUGUGGUGGUAUUGUAGAAGUUGAAUCGCAUGGUACACUCACAUCACCCGGCUCACCGGGCAACUAUCCGAAGAAUCGCGAUUGCCGCUGGCAGUUAAGAGCGCCAAAUAACAAACGUAUUAAGUUGACUUUCUUCAGUUUGCAAAUCGAGAAGCACGAAAGCUGUAAUUUCGAUUACUUGGAGAUCAUCGAUGCAAUUGCCGAUUCGACAAUAGUAAAAUAUUGCAAUUCAUCCUCACCGUCUCCACUGAUGCUGCCCACCAAUGAAGCAAUCAUACACUUUCACUCGGACAAUAUCGAAACAGAUGCCGGUUUUCAAAUAUACUAUUCCACAGAAGAACGAGUGCCUGGAUGUGGCGGUACUUAUACAGCUAAACAGGAUACCAUUGCAUCACCAAGUCUACAAGGAGACGCUCUCUCUUGUGAAUAUGACAUAAAAAUGGCAAUGGGUGAAUCGAUUAAAAUUGUAUUUACUAAAUUCGAAAUGAGUACAGACGAUUGUUUGGAGUUCUUCGACGUGCAUCCGAGCACACGCGAGCUUAUACUACAGGGAAAAUACUGUGGUGGUUAUGGUUCGGUACCGCCAGUCAUAUUACAUUCUUUAUACAAUGCACUACGUAUUAAGUAUUUUGCAAGGGCUGGUAAAUUCGAAUUUAAAUAUGAAGCUGAUUGCUCCUACAAUUUCGAGAGCAGCAAUGACGAAGUGCUUUCACCAGCCUACCCGAAAUUAGAAAAUAUAGAUCGUUUUUGCAAUUUUAAAAUAACAACUGAACCAAACACAGUUAUUUCGAUUAAAUUUAUCGAUUUCGAUCUUCACGAUAGUAGCAUAGAUUCAUUAGAUUGCGCGUUUAGUUCGCUGCGGAUUAAUGAUGGUCUUAAUCAAAAUAUCACUGGUCCUUUCUGCGGAAAUAAUACACCACCUGUGGAGUUUGUUUCGAAAACAAAUAUGCUGAUUUUUACUUACCACACCUCUCUUACCAGCUCAGGAAGAGGUUUCAAAUUAGAGUAUCGUUCCAUACCGAUGGGUAAAACCGAUUGUGGUGGUGUUUUCACGAAACCAGGCUAUAAGAUACGUUUACCCACUGGCGAAGAUGAUAUGUACCUGAACAACCUGGAAUGUUAUUGGGUCAUAAUGGCGCCCGAAGGUAAAGGUAUUAUGAUCAAUUGGGAGUCGUUUAGUAUGGAACAGACAAUGGACUGUAUGUACGAUUACGUGGAGAUAUUUGAUACUUUGGGACGUGAUGAGAGUGAUCGACCGUUGGGCAGAUACUGCGAUACACCGCCUUCUUUCUCCAGUCACUCUCGUCUUUUAACACUCAAAUUCGUAUCGGAUAGCUCCGAAUCGUCUGGUGGCUUCGAGGCCAGCUAUGAGUUUAUAGACAUUAGCAAGCAGUGCGGUGGCGAAAUAUUCUCCACUACUGGGCGCAUAUUUUCUCCCGACUAUCCAGCGAAUUACACAAAUGGCAUUGAUUGUAUUUGGGUAAUUAAUACUCCCGAGAAUACACAAGUCAAAUUAGACAUUGAUAUGUUUGAGUUGCAAGCGAGCGAAAACUGCGACAGCGAUUGGCUGGAAAUACGCAAUGGCGGCUCGGUGCAAUCACCCUUAAUUAAUAAAUAUUGUGGCACUUUGAUACCGCGACAAAUACCAUCAUUUACCCAUCAGUUGCGGUUGCACUUCCACAGUGAUAGUUUCCUCAGUGCACGUGGUUUCCAAAUACACUGGUUUGUCUUCUCGAACGGCUGCGGUGGCAAUCUGAAAUCGGAUGCCGGUGUUAUAGCUUCACCGCGCUAUCCAAAUCCAUAUCCGCACAAUGCUGAAUGUGACUGGCAUAUUCAGGUGCCAAAAGGCUCCUCUAUACAUUUCAGCAUCGACGAUUUGGAAAUCGAAGAAUUGUUCGAAUGUCAUUACGAUUACUUGGAAAUCUACAAUGGUCGCAGCACUUCACAUCCGUUGCUGGCGAAAUUGUGUCAGUUGGAACGACAGGAACCCAAACAACUUUUCACCACAAGCAAUGAGGCAUUGCUCCGUUUCCGCACCGAUAGCAGUCAGCGCGAGCGUGGCUUUUUACUGUCCUACUAUUCGAAUUGCACACGAACUAUCACCGAAAUUAGUGGUGUGAUCGAAAGUCCGAAUUUUGGCAAUCCUUAUUUCAAUGAUCCCAUAAAUUGUUCAUGGACCAUUCAAGCGCCAAAGGGUAAUCUCAUCGUAUUACAAUUUUCACAUUAUGAAAAACGUGAUGGCGGUCGAGAUGUUGUAUUCAAAGAGCCCGGCAAGAAUGAAACACUCGUACAUCUACUAUCGCCAAAUGACAACUUCACCACAACUGGAAACACACUGAUGGUUAUACAGAACAGCAGUUGGGUGAAUUUUCGCUUGGAAUAUGUAAUGUUCGGUUGCGUACAGGUGUUCCAUCGUGAAACGGGUGAAUUCCAAUCGCCCAACCAUCCGCUGCCUUAUCCCAACGAUAUUGAGUGUAUGUGGGAGAUCAAAACAACGCCUGGUCAAGGUGUUGAAUUGACCGUGACGGAACUGGAUAUUGAGGAGACAGUAAACUGUACCAAUGAUGCACUAGUGAUAUCUAGUCACUCUGAGAGCAACAAUUACAAAGAACGCCAUUGUGGCAAACAAGAUAAAUUGGUGAUUACUAGUUCGAGCCAUCAGCUGUUCGUUCGGUUUAUAAGUAAUAAGGAGCAUAACGGAAAAGGAUUCCAGGCAUCAUACAAGAUAUUGAAGUCGCAAUGUGGUGGUGUACUGAGUAGUAAAAAUGGUGUCAUUACAUCACCUAAUUACCCACUCAAUUAUCCGCCGGAAGCAAGUUGCGAAUGGACUAUCGAAGUGACGCCGUAUCAUUCAAUCACACUUACCUUAGAAGAAAUUGAAAUGGAAAACUAUUAUUCGUGUGAAAUGGACUAUGUAGAGGCAUACGAGGAUGGCAACAGUGAUGGUGAUACGGCUAUAGAGGAGGGCAAGCUACUGUUCAAAGAGUGUGGUUUGGCAGAUUCAACGCAAACUGAGUGGGUUACCACUACCAAUAGGGCGGUGGUGCGUUUUGAGAGUGACGAUAGUAUACAAUCGAAGGGUUUCAAAUUGAGCUACAAGGAGAAUUGUGGACAACGCAUUGAAAUUGGCGAUGAUGAUGUGGGUUAUAUCGGUAUAAGUCGCAAUGUGGUAACGAAUGAAACUUGCGAAUGGCAUUUAAUAGCAAAAGAUCUAACCAAACAUGUACAAUUCACACCUACGCACGUACAGCUCAGUCCACUGGUAGCAAUGUCGGCAUUGACGGAGGAGGACUGUAUGGAUCAGGGCGUAAAGGUAUAUGAUGGUAUGGAUGACACUGCACCCCUGCGCGCCAAAUUCUGCAAAACACAUCCACCAGAUAUUAUUUCGAAUGGACAUGCGCUCACCAUCAGAAUGCCACUGAAUGUUACGACCGAAAUUGAAGGAUACUAUCUAUUGGUGGAUAGUUGGUGUGGCGGUUAUUACUCAUCGAUGAGUGGCAAAUUCGCCACACCCUAUUAUCCGUCCUCAUAUCCAGUGAAUAUCAAUUGCGAAUGGUUUAUUGUAGCCAGUGAAGGCAACUCGCUUAUAUUCACAAUUGAAUCAUUCGAUUUGGAGGAAUCGGAGGGUUGCAACAAAGACUAUCUGGAAGUGCGUGACACAAAAGAGAGUGGUCCUUUACUAGGUCUGUUUUGUGGUACAAAUAUUCCACCACCCAUAACGGGCGUUCAAUCAAUAUGGGUGAAAUUCGGCAGCGAUGAUGAUGGCGUGGCUAAUGGUUUUGUGGUGUCCUAUAAUUAUGCUACGCACAAUGAAAUCAAUGGCACAAAUGGUACAAUUGAGUCACCGCAUUAUCCCACCAAGUUCCAUGUAGAUGAACCGUACACUUGGCGUAUUACAGUCGACAAGGAGUACGUGUUGGUGGUGGUCAUAAAACAUGUUAUCGAUGUGGAUAUACCAUUUAUAAAGUUCUACGACGGCUAUUCGGAUAUUGGACUUCAGAUCGAUUACUCGAACGAAAAUUAUGUCCAUUCCAGCACAAAUAUACUAUACAUAAAG